Messenger RNA from Merops nubicus (carmine bee-eater), 2008 nucleotides. RefSeq names its product coatomer protein complex, subunit alpha (gene COPA). The transcript has 16 exons. Gene Ontology annotation, cellular component: COPI vesicle coat. Lineage: Eukaryota; Metazoa; Chordata; Aves; Coraciiformes; Meropidae. Gene Ontology annotation, molecular function: structural molecule activity; protein binding. Gene Ontology annotation, biological process: intracellular protein transport; vesicle-mediated transport. The record is from RefSeq and is a predicted model, not a curated record. The annotation marks the transcript as partial.
GGACCACGGGAUCAUCCGCACCCUGGACCUGCCCAUCUACGUCACCCGGGUGAAGGGGAACAAUGUCUACUGCCUGGACAGGGAGUGUCGCCCCAGGGUCCUCACCAUUGACCCCACAGAGUUCAAGUUCAAGCUGGCAUUGAUCAACAGGAAGUAUGAUGAGGUGCUGCACAUGGUGAGGAAUGCAAAGCUGGUGGGCCAGUCCAUCAUUGCCUACCUGCAGAAAAAAGGCUACCCCGAGGUGGCCCUGCACUUUGUCAAGGAUGAGAAGACCCGUUUCAGCCUGGCACUGGAGUGUGGCAACAUUGAGAUUGCUCUGGAAGCAGCCAAAGCUCUGGAUGACAAGAACUGCUGGGAGAAACUGGGAGAAGUGGCUUUGCUGCAGGGGAACCACCAGAUCGUGGAGAUGUGCUACCAACGCACCAAGAACUUCGACAGGCUCUCCUUCCUCUACCUCAUCACUGGCAACCUGGAGAAGCUUCGGAAGAUGAUGAAGAUCGCUGAGAUCCGUAAGGAUAUGAGUGGGCACUACCAGAAUGCCUUGUACCUGGGAGACGUGGCAGAGAGAGUGAGGAUCCUGAAGAACUGUGGGCAGAAGUCCCUGGCCUACCUCACUGCUGCCACCCAUGGCCUGGAUGAGGAAGCUGAGAGCCUGAAGGAGACCUUUGAUCCUGAAAAGGAAACGAUUCCAGACAUUGACCACAAUGCCAAGCUGCUGCAGCCUCCUGCUCCUGUCAUGCCUCUGGACACCAACUGGCCAUUGCUGACUGUCUCCAAGGGGUUCUUUGAAGGAACAAUUGCUAGCAAAGGCAAAGGAGGAGCCCUGGCUGCCGACAUCGACAUCGACACCGUCGGCACUGAGGGCUGGGGGGAGGAUGCAGAGUUACAGCUGGAUGAAGAUGGCUUUGUGGAUGCUGGAGAGGGCUUUGGAGAGGAAGGUCUUGGUAAAGGGCAGGAAGAAGGAGGUGGAUGGGAGGUCGAAGAGGAUUUGGAUCUUCCCCCUGAACUGGACGUUCCUGCUGGUCCUGCUGGAGCUGCAGAGGAUGGAUUCUUUGUGCCACCCACCAAGGGCACCAGCCCAGCUCAGGUGUGGUGCAACAAUUCUCAGCUCCCUGUUGACCACGUUCUGGCAGGCUCCUUUGAGACAGCAAUGAGACUCCUCCACGACCAGGUGGGAGUAACAAACUUUGGGCCCUACAAGCAGCUGUUCCUGCAGACCUAUGCCCGUGGCCGGACCACCUACCAGGCCCUGCCCUGCCUGCCAGCCAUGUAUGGGCACCCCCACCGCAACUGGAAAGAAGCUGGCUUGAAAAAUGCCCUCCCUGCUGUUGGGCUGAAACUCAACGACCUGAUCCAGCGGCUCCAGCUCUGCUACCAGCUCACCACUGCUGGCAAGUUUGAGGAGGCCGUGGAGAAGUUCCGCUCCAUCCUGCUCAGCGUGCCCUUGCUGGUGGUGGACAACAAGCAGGAGAUUGCUGAGGCCCAGCAGCUGAUUGCCAUCUGCCGGGAGUACAUCGUGGGGCUCUCCAUGGAGAUUGAGAGGAAGAAGCUGCCCAAGGAGACCCUGGAGCAGCAGAAGAGGAUCUGUGAGAUGGCUGCCUACUUCACCCACUCCAACCUGCAGCCCGUCCACAUGAUCCUGGUGCUGAGGACUGCUCUCAACCUCUUCUUCAAACUCAAAAACUUCAAGACUGCUGCCACUUUUGCCCGUCGCCUGCUGGAACUGGGUCCAAAGCCCGAGGUGGCCCAGCAGACUCGCAAGAUCUUGUCGGCGUGUGAGAAGAACCCCACGGACACCUACCAGCUCAACUAUGACAUGCACAACCCCUUUGACAUCUGUGCUGCUUCCUACCGGCCCAUCUACCGUGGCAAACCCGUGGAGAAGUGUCCUCUCAGUGGAGCCUGCUACUGCCCCGAGUUCCACGGGCAGAUCUGCCGUGUCACUACGGUCACCGAGAUCGGCAGAGACGUCCUGGGGCUGCGGAUCAGCCCCCUGCAGUUCCGUUAG